Molecule: messenger RNA, 2685 nt
Organism: Naumovozyma castellii
Lineage: Eukaryota; Fungi; Ascomycota; Saccharomycetes; Saccharomycetales; Saccharomycetaceae
Gene: SOG2
Product: Sog2p
Exons: 1
Coding region: 1-2685 (894 amino acids)
Source: RefSeq, a predicted model, not a curated record
AUGGGCUUUAGAGUAGAUCACAGACAUCUAUCUGAAUCAGGUGCUUCUAUUUGGUUGAUUGGUCCAGUGAAAGCAUUCACACUAUAUUCCAAUUCAGAUAUAAUGCCGCAAUCAGUAGCAAUGGUGCAACAGCAACAGCAGCAGCAGUCUGACCCACCAAAAUUGAAAAACUUCCAAUUAAGCCAACUAAUAUCGAAUGAACUUUCUCAUCAAAACAGCAUAAAAUCUACCAUAAAGUUAGUGGGAAUGGAUAUAUCAAGUAUAAGUGAUGAAGAUGUUAAGUUGUUGCUUGAUGUUGAAAGGUUAUCUCUGAGGAAAAACCGUCUGAUAUCCCUACCUCCAAAUUUCUCUCAAUUACAAAAGCUUCGCUAUCUAGAUCUACAUGAUAACCGACUUUUCGACAUACCUCCAGUAUUAUUACAAUGUCCACAACUAGAAAUUCUGGAUCUUUCUUCUAACCGCAUACAAGGGUUACCUAAUGAGAUGACAACCUGUUGGAUGAAAAAUCUCAGAGUGCUAUCUUUGAAAAAUAAUAAUGUUUUGUCAAUUUAUUCAUUAAAAUCGUUAAUAUAUCUAGAAAAUCUUACUGUCUUGGAACUAGAGGGGAAUAAUAUACCUAAGGAAGAAUUAGAUAUUGUUCAGGCUUAUACUCCAAUGACUUCAAACGUAUCAAGUGAAGAGUAUUGGGCUAGAGCUCUUAGAAGAUACUUAAAAGAUAAUCCACAAGAGCCUAAGAUGUCAAAGGCUAACAAAAGGAAAGGGUUCAUAAAUGGGUUGAGUUCUACCAAUUCUUUACCCACAGCUUCAACAUCCUCUAGCUCCAGUAAAAAUGUCUCAAAUAUCACCCUCCCCAAUAAAGAAUCUGAUUCUAAUAAUACAAUCAAUGAAAACAGUAAUAAUGAUCUGGAGAAUGCCGAAUUGUAUAACAAUUCUAAAUAUAAUGAUUAUUUCAAAAGGCUAUCGGUAUUACCUGAAGAAUCACCCAUAAUCAACGAACAACAACGCGUAUCUCAUGCAGAAUUGGUAGUAGCAUGCAGAAAAUUACUUUUUAGUUUCACAGAGUGCCAACAAUCGAUACGGAAAAUAGCGUCCUUCUGUAAAGAAAAGGCUAUAGCAGUGAAUGUCGUUUCGUUGCUAUACUCAGUGAGGUCACAUAUUGAUAAUUUGGUGGAAAUAUUACAGCAAGCGGAAAAUGAUGAAAACUUUCAAGAUCAAGCAUUAAUUAAGUUAUGCAUGAAUAUUACGGCGAUCUUUAAACAAAUUAUAACGUUAUUACGUAAAAACUUCAAGACAUUUUUUGAAGAGGAUGAUCUUUGCUUCAUAAGGAUGUUUUACAUGACAUUACUGUGCUCGUAUAGUGAAAUGUACAAUGCAUGGACAUUUAUAAGUUUAGAGAAAUUCGACAAACCUAAAAAGAAACCCAUUGGUAGAAAGGACUCUACGUCGAUUUCAUUUAAUGCAAGUAACAGCAGUAGUAAGACUCAUUCAAAUAAUAGUAGCAUCAUUGAAAAUAUAAAGCAUAAGCCUCGAACAAGAAGUAAUACUUUACAAAAUAUUCCUCCAGUACCCACCCAGCCAAAUAACCAAACCACAACUGCUAUCAAGGGAACAGCGAAUCCACACACUUCCAUUGGAAAUGCUUUAAUAUCAGGCAAGAAUGUAUCACCAGGGUAUGUUAAUAAUAAUAAUAUCUUUUGGGCACAUUCCAAUAGCGUUCAUUCAAACACUGGUCAUAGUACGUUAAUAGAAUCAUCCAAUUCACCAUCUCCCUCAGGUAUUGCAGCUCAAUCAUUAGAAGAUUCUAGACAUAUGGAAAGUUCCCCAAAAAAGGUUGGCCACUAUUCCCCAAAUUCGAAUGCUGAAAGUCGAGAGUCAGCUACUAAUGUUCAAGCCAAUGUUCCUGCCAUACCGAUAUCGUAUCCAUCAUCCUUGUCUAGGAGCAAAUCAAAUUCAACAAAUAAUAACAACAGUAACAAUAAUUCGUUGAAUUCUCCACCAAGAUUGACACCAUCUUCGGCAAGACCUAAUAAUAAUGUCAUGACUUCGGAGAAGGAUAUUGAUUUGCAAUUAUACCGUACAUUAUUAACAGUCGUUAAAAUAGUCAAUAUCGUCUAUAAUCAAUUAACUUCUGAGAUAUCCAAGACGGCCAUGGCUAGUACAACAGGGCAGCAAGUACUGACUGAUUCUUUAGCUACUAAGAUUCGAGAUUUGACUGACACUUGUUGUCAAGUAAUGGAUUUAUCUAAAGUAUUGAAUGAAAGAUUGAAUUUAUUGAUUAAUAAAGAUGAAACGAUAUCUGAAAAGUAUUUAACCAAUCAAGAGAAAUUGAAUACUUGGGAAAAUAUCAAUUCAUUCUUAAAGACAAUUAUUUCAAUUCUAGCAAGUACAAAGAUAUUAAUGACAGAAUUGCCAAGUCUUAAUGAAAUUCGACCCAAUUUAGCAUCAUUAGCCGAGAUUACGAAGGAUGUAACUGUGAUCUUGGAUUUGAGUUCUUAUAAAGUUGUCUCUAUCAAUGCUCAACAACAGCAACAGCAACAACAACAACAACAGCAACAGCAACAAUAUUCAUCGCAUAUGGCCACACAGCAGAGUCAUAUCCAAAUGGUAACAAAGGAUACCCAUUUCCCAUUAUUAACCCCCCAACCGAAAUUGACUAAGCAGAAUGUGAACCCAUUUGAUCAAUAG